Molecule: messenger RNA, 522 nt
Organism: Protopolystoma xenopodis
Lineage: Eukaryota; Metazoa; Platyhelminthes; Monogenea; Polystomatidea; Polystomatidae
Source: the annotation of a GenBank genome assembly
UUUUCGAUCCCCUCUCUGGCACCUGAAGACACUCCGCUCACAGAAUAUCUCAAACAGCUUUACGCAGAAGCUGAGAAAGCCAUUUUAGAGUUUGAGACGACCGAAACCGACUCUUUUGAGAGUCCCCUGCCUACUUCUCUCCAUCCAACAAGAGCUAGACAAGGUCCUUCGUGGUGGCUGCUGAACAACACCGAACAGUUGGUUGCCAUGCCUCUUUUGCCCGAAACCAAAGCUUUGGUCAGUUGGCUUCGUUCGCACCGCCCAAAGACGAUUAUAUCCUUUCCGGGCCAUCAUUUACGAGGCUUGUCUUUUACAUCUGACCCACUCGAGACUGCCUACGGUCGUCUGCUGAGUUGGCGAACCAACACUUGGCUACAGAAUCUCGCCUACCUCAUUGUCCCAGAACUGCUCCUCUUUAGCAGUCUCUGCUCUCCACCACUUUGGCAACUUGACAACUCGUUUCCUUUUAUGGAUGACGCUAAAGUGAAUUCCAAAGGGCUGAACCAAUCGAAGACCUUGUAG